GAAAACAGUUGUGCUCUGUUGCUCAAGAAGUGCUGUUCAAAUCGCACUUGGAUUUUGAAUUUGGUGGUUUUCAUGUUUUUUUUUUCGUUGUCAUAUAUUCUCUUUCGUCUAGUGUGUCGCGUCGUCGUCGUUUACCACGGACAGUUUUGGUGGAGUCGGUCCUGGAAUCCGCGGCAGCCGUUCGACAGAAAUGCGAAAUAUUAAUGCAUGAAAAAUCGAGCGUUCGGAAUUAGUGAUGCAAAAAGCAUAAAAUUAAAUGCAAAACGGGCUAGAAAGUGAGUGCAGUGCGGUGAAAAGGAGAAGUAAUCAGUCCUAGUGUGGCUGCACCGAAAGAGGAUGUUGUUUCGCCGCGUGAGCAAUAAUCAACCAAGGAAGAAGAAUCGGUAGCGCAAACAAAAUAAGUAACGAGAGAAGUGUACAGUAAAGUGUAGUGUAAAUAUUUUCGUUGAAUAUUUCCAUCCUACCAACAUAUCAAUUGAAUGCUAAUAAAGAGGGGUGCUUUGAUGUAUGCAAAUACGAACGUGUCUAUUUAUGCCCAUAUGGAAUGAAGUGAAUGAGAAUUUGAUUGAGAGUGAUCCGUUGACGUCACGCGCCCGCGACGGAGAUUGGAAUCUACUGGGUCGACGUAAUCGCAUGCGAGAGAGCCGCUACGAAACAACCCCCACAACAACAAUAAGAUCAUCAACCAUCCAUCGUGUCGACGCUCUGUGAGCAUUUGAGAUUGAUCAGAUCUCGUCAUUAGAUCCCCUCCUCCCUUCACCUACAGGGCUUGCCUGUUUUUGUUUGGCGCUUAAAGCUCGAAGACCGACACCCCACCUUCCGUUCCCGCUUCGUUACGGCUGCGCGUGAAGCAAACGGUUCGCGCUUAGUUCCCAUCGGCAACUUCACUGCGGCAGGUUCAACGGCUCCGGAUCUUGUGUUAUUUGGUUUGGGAAAGCAUAGCGAACUGAGAGGGGGUGUGCAUUUGGGGCUGGGAAUCCUCCUCAACGCGAAAACCGGUUAAGACGUUGCUGCGCUGACCUCUUCUCUUCACCAUCCACACCCGCGGCCACACUCACACGCAGCAGCCCCCCCCCCCCUCUUUGCUGUGCGUCCACGACUCGACUCGCUGAGAUCUGGGGAGGACUGCUCAUUCAAACGAAGGCGGCAACCGAGCAACAGUGAAUGGGUUAUUUGCGAAGCGGAUCUUGUACCUACGAUAAAUAUUAAUUUGCGACUGAAAAGAAGACACAGAAAGUUCCUAUUUUGACGAGAGAAUUGGAUUACUUGAAACGAGUAACGGCCAACGGCAACCUUCAGAAGAUGCUUAUCGCUACCAACUACAGCCAGAAGCAAUACCUGGACUCGCUGUGCGUGACCGAAGCAGAGGACUCCAGCUAUGACAGUGACUGCGAGGGUGAUGAUUUAUCCCAUCAGCAAGUGUCUCGCACAACCAGUGACACAUUGGGCCAGGAGUUUGCCGAGUAUGUCAGUCAAUCAGAGCAGCAGUUACAGCAAUACCAGGACCGAUCACCUGGAUACACACAACGCGUAGAAUUUGCAUUGAAAUUAGGUUACACUGAACGAUUGGUGCAAGCAGCCCUGCAGCGGCUAGGGCCCAAUCCCGCCCAGAAUGAGCUGCUUGCCGAGUUGAUUAAAUUAGGAUCCCAAUCCGGUACCAAAGGAACCGGAGAGUUUACCACGGACGGUGGUCUUGGCGAUCCACUGCUACUAGCACCAACGUCUGAAUAUGGCAGCCCGGGUUUGCUGCUGCACCAAGGCACCGGAAGCAGCUCAACGCUGGUCGGAGCUAGCGCCAGUGCCAGUGAAGAAUCUCUCCGUCCGAUAGUGAUAGACGGUAGCAAUGUGGCGAUGAGCCACGGCAAUAAGGAAGUGUUCUCGUGUCGAGGCAUCCGGCUGUGUGUGGAUUGGUUCAAAAAUCGAGGCCACCGGGACAUUACGGUGUUUGUGCCCAAGUGGCGCAAGGAAAGUACCCGGCCAGACAAUCCGGUCAAGGACGGAGAGAUCCUGAAUGAGCUCGAGAAGGAACGGAUGCUGGUAUUUACGCCCUCCAGGCUGGUCGGUGGCAAGCGUAUGGUGUGCUACGAUGACAGAUACAUUCUGAAGCUCGCUGCCGAGAACGACGGUAUCGUAGUGUCAAACGAUAACUAUCGUGAUCUAGUGCAGGAGAGUUCCGAGUUCAAGAAAGUGGUAGAAGAGCGGGUGCUCAUGUACUCGUUCGUGAAUGAUCGCUUCAUGCCCCCCGAUGACCCCCUGGGGCGCUCCGGACCAACGUUGGACAACUUUCUGCGUGUACAGCCUCGGAAGGGCGAUCCACCGCCCCCAUGCCCCUACGGGAAGAAAUGUACUUACGGCAACAAGUGUAAAUUUUAUCAUCCCGAGCGGGGCAGCAUGCCGCACAAAUCGGUGACUGAGCGACUGUCAGAAUACGCUGCCCGCCACUUGCAGGCCAGAAGCUGUGCUAGCGUAGGUGAAGCUGGUAGUGGUCCAACCGGUGGGAGAACCGUGAUUCAAGGCAAGUCUCUUAGCGUACCGUUGUCCAACAGUAGCAGUGAAACUAGUCCAAUCAAUGAUAAACGUAAGGCGCUGUGUCGCACAAGGUCCAAUGUACCUCCUGAAAGUAACAGUACGACCACCAGCAGUAAUAGUAACCUAUUCAGCAUGAAUCCGGGGGAUCAAUUACAACAGCAGCUACAUCAAUCACAGUCACAUCACGCGCCACAACAGCAUCCUUAUAUGACAGGCCCAAACCGUUCCAACUGGGACAUUUCGCCACUUCCGCUGCCGCACACAGUAGUCGAUUCGCAAAUAUUCCCCAAAUCUCAUAGCAUAGAAAAUAUCACUAAGGAGACAUACAAUCAGCAGCUCCACCAUUCGAAUAGUUACAGUGCAUCACUGUGGAAUCGGCAACAGCAGCAGCAACAACAGCAACAACAGACGCAACCAAUACAGCCGCAGCAACAAGUGGAUCCAUGUGAUCGCAGCAUGGACCCUAGCGUGAAUCUACACCGUAAACUGCAACGACAACUAACACUGAAUCCCGCAGGAUGCGACCCCCGAAUCUAUCAAAUGCAGCGAAAUGUCAGUCAGCACCAAUCACAGCACCAUUCGGCCGUGCAACUUUCGCCACACAGACCACUGGCGCCUUCAUUGAGCGGAGGUGCGCGGUCAAACCCAGCAGCAGCCCAAUGGGAUUUGCACGAGAAUGUCACACGCAUAGCUUCAGCUCCAGAUCCAUCCCGUCCGUGGCACACAGGUCCGCCACCAGCAUCAUCUUCGGAGCCUCACAUCAACUUGUGGCCACCCCAACAGCAAGUGGGGAAUCCGAGCAGCGCCACAUCCGGUGUAAUAGGACCCCCAUCGCAAGCCCAUCAGCAACUGCAGGAUCAACGACGCCGACUGCACUAUCACCUGGCCAGUAUCUUCCCCGAGGAGCAAGUCCAGGCAGUGAUGCAGAUGUAUCCCGAUGAAACCAAUCCCCAGAAAAUAUGCGCCGCCAUAUUGGCCAUGUUUCCAAAAAUGUGAGCGUCAGAGCCCUUGAAAGCAAAUUGUUGAAUGGUUCGAUUAUCUCUCAAUUCCAUCGAGAGAGAGGACUAUUUGUUGAACGAUCUGUUCGUAGCGCGAAUCAAACGAUACGGUAGUGUUCCCCGUGUCUUCUUUCAAAGUACCGAAAGUAUAUCCUCCCGAAGGAUACGAAAAUGUCAGUUUUUUUUUGUAUAUUUAGGAUGAAAUACUCAGCCAGUGUUAUUAGAGCGAGAGAAAUCUAAACUUUAAAAAAUACUUUGUAGGUGCCAAACAUCUAUUCCCCUUUUUAUCAAAAAAAAGUGUAGGAACAGAUAACUGAUUAAGAAACAACAGCGUUCAAAUUAUCGCUUCCAGCCGUUGAGAGAAUUCCAAUUUUAUAUGAAUGUUAAUGCUAUUUAAAGUGAAACAAAAUCGUACCCCAUAAGAGCCAGAAAUUCUAAUCUCAUCACUAACUCUUAAGCACGAUUUCUCUUCACCGUAGCUUUUUUAUUUUGUUUUUUUUUAUAUUUAGCAUCUAUUAUUAUUAUCAUUAAUUCUUAACGCAUAUAGAAGCACUGUUACGGUCUAUUUAAAGGUUACUUGUUAGUUCUAUAUUUUCUGUUGACUGUUUCAACUAACAGAAAUCAACCCAAACAACACAGUCCGAAACAUCUUUACACUCUCGUUUCAUUCGGUACCACUUUCGUGGCUUUGAAUCUUUGUACACCUCAUGGUAUUAAUUGUUCUUCCCAAUUCGCCAGUCCUUAUUUACAGAACUGAGGGUAUUCAGCUAGCCUAAUUAGAAAGCAAAGAAACAAAACGUAGCAAUGAGAAAGCAACAUUUCUUGCGGGAGAAUGGAAGCCUAGUAAAAAAAAGUAGUAGCAGCGCCUUGUGAGGGCAAUAAACUAAGCGAGAGACCCAAAAUUCCGUGUAACUUCAUAUUGAAGCACUUUUGUUGUGUGAACGACUAACACUGUACACACACACACACACACUGACUAGUGAAAAGCGUGCGUUGUUGUUUUUUGGUUUUGAAUCCGGUAGUGUUUAUCCAUCAGUAUUGUUGUUGUUCUUUACUCCAAUUACCUUUCGCAAAGUUAGGUCACGUUAAGGUGAUAAACCUUUUUUUUUCCUAGAAAAUUUGAAAACAAUAAAACGAAUCAAUAAACGUUGUGCGAACGCUCCAGAUGAUAAGUAACGAACGGAAAGCUGCAUAAUAUCAUGAGAUUCGAAAUAACGUCUUUCGUUGACAACAACAAUCAUUGCAGCAAUUAAUUGAACCCGACAAACGAUGCAUUUGAACUGUUUACUAUUGGUUCAAAAUGAAUCACCAGAGAACAAGCAUAAUCGAAGGAAACACAUUGUGUGAAAUUAUCAUCAUGGAAGCGACUAGAGGAGCGAAACGAUCUACAUGCUAUGCAUAAAAAACGUAAAAUGUAUAAAAUUUGAAACAUUAAGUAUGGGACGGAGAGAAAAGAUGAGGUUAAAAAUAUACAAGGUACAU
Messenger RNA from Toxorhynchites rutilus septentrionalis, 5009 nucleotides. It is a transcript of the gene Regnase-1, whose product is annotated as probable ribonuclease ZC3H12C. Lineage: Eukaryota; Metazoa; Arthropoda; Insecta; Diptera; Culicidae. The record is from RefSeq and is a predicted model, not a curated record. Gene Ontology annotation, molecular function: RNA endonuclease activity; mRNA binding; metal ion binding. The transcript is spliced from 5 exons. The coding region runs from base 1303 to 3525 and encodes 740 amino acids. Gene Ontology annotation, cellular component: cytoplasmic ribonucleoprotein granule; nucleus.